Opisthorchis viverrini is the source of this 1379-nucleotide messenger RNA. RefSeq lists its product as hypothetical. The transcript has 3 exons. Bases 61 to 969 code for a protein of 302 amino acids. The record is from RefSeq and is a predicted model, not a curated record. Gene Ontology annotation, cellular component: cytoplasm. Gene Ontology annotation, biological process: peptidyl-serine dephosphorylation; G1/S transition of mitotic cell cycle. Gene Ontology annotation, molecular function: protein serine/threonine phosphatase activity. Lineage: Eukaryota; Metazoa; Platyhelminthes; Trematoda; Opisthorchiida; Opisthorchiidae.
GCCGUGCUGAACGUGGAUUCACGACGCAUGUCCUCUGUAGCUUAGCUCACAGGAAUCGUUAUGGAUGUAGAUAAGUGGAUAGAAGCAGUGAAAACAUGUAAAUACUUACCAGAAAAUGAUCUGCGACAGCUGUGCAAUUAUGUAACCGAACUUCUGAUCGAAGAAUGCAAUGUACAGCCUGUCAGUUUCCCUGUAACAAUUUGUGGGGACAUUCAUGGACAGUUCUACGACCUCCUGCAGUUAUUCCGUACCGGUGGUGAACUUCCGGAUACAAAUUACAUAUUCAUGGGUGAUUUUGUUGACCGUGGAUAUUAUAGCCUCGAAACACUCACGCUCCUUCUCGCCCUGAAGGCCAAGUACCCCGAUCGGAUCACUCUGCUCAGAGGUAACCACGAGAGCCGUCAAGUUACGCAGUGCUAUGGCUUCUAUGACGAAUGCAUAAACAAGUAUGGAAACGCUAACCCUUGGCAUCAAUGCUGCAAGGUGUUUGAUCUUCUAACGAUUGCUGCCCUAGUUGAAGAUUCAGUUCUUUGUGUCCAUGGGGGUCUAUCUCCGGAAAUCAAAACCCUUGACCAGUUACGCACAAUCGAACGCAAUAUGGAAAUACCUCACUCUGGUCCUCUUUGUGACAUCUUAUGGUCAGAUCCGGAUGAUGUUAAUCAGUGGACUAUCAGUCCUCGUGGAGCCGGAUAUUUGUUCGGAUCAAAGGUCACACAGAAGUUUGUCGAACUUAACGGGUUACAGGUCAUUUGUCGUGCGCAUCAACUGGUUCACGAAGGCUACAAGGUCAUGUUUGAUAACCAUCUUAUAACCGUGUGGUCGGCCCCCAACUAUUGCUAUCGUUGUGGAAAUAUUGCCGCUAUCCUGGACUUCCAAGCUCCCAAUCAGUACGAAGCCAAGCUAUUUAAUGCGGUGCCAGAUGAGGAAAGGGUGAAGCCUCCUGCACGAAUAACUCCGUACUUUUUAUAAAACCAUCGGGUCGUGGCUCAACAACGAAUUCCCCUCGUCAGCUGAUGCCAAUCACUGUAGGCUUCCUUUUUCACUCACCAACUGCUAAAGAGUUUUGAUGACAGCGGUUACAAUCUGCGUUUUGUAUCACUAGUGACUUGACUUGACGGAACUUUGCCGCUCUUGCGGUGGUGGAAAUGUUUUUAUUAUGAUUUCUUCAACACCAAAUGCGAAAUACAUAUUCGUCCUUCGUUAACUUGACUAAUCCCUAUUUGUUGAAGUGCACCAUUUUGGCGCCAGGUGUUCAUAGUAGAUACCAGCUACUUAGUUUGAUUCGUCGAUUUGGGACCUUUUUUCAAAGUUAUUAUCAAUGAUACAGCUUUCGAUCAUCGUCAUGCUCAACUUGUGGAGUUUACAUCGUAUCGUUGUGG